This is a messenger RNA of Aspergillus steynii IBT 23096, 1880 nucleotides long. RefSeq names its product Metallo-dependent hydrolase. The record is from RefSeq and is a predicted model, not a curated record. NCBI's taxonomy places the organism in Eukaryota, Fungi, Ascomycota, Eurotiomycetes, Eurotiales, Aspergillaceae. Gene Ontology annotation, molecular function: hydrolase activity, acting on carbon-nitrogen (but not peptide) bonds. The transcript has 4 exons. Bases 231 to 1730 code for a protein of 499 amino acids.
UUAUUAAGAAUACCUUGACAUCCUGGGAUUAGAAUAGGCAUCCAUAAAUGUGGUCGGGAUUAUCGCGACUUUUAAGGCUCGGCGUGAAGGCGCCCCGAGGCCGAACCGGUGGAGAAAGGCGAGCAGGACCACAUCUUAGCACGACUUGUCUUUAACACGACACACUUAUGAGCAUUUAAACUGAAAAGGUCCUCUCAUAUUCAUUCGGAUCUCAAACAUAGUCCACAGCAAUGACAACUUCCAUUCUGCUGAAGCAAGGGACGUUGCUCAUCCACGACCAUGACGUCAUCCGGGCGGAGCAAAAAGACCUCCUUGUGGAAGACUCGAUUAUCUGCCAGAUCGACGACAGCAUAAAUCAGCCUCAAUCUGCGACCGUGAUUGAUUGUUCCGGAAAGAUUAUAUCACCUGGCUUUAUUGACACCCACCACCAUGUUUGGCAGUCAUGUCUAAAGGGGACCCAUGCCGAUCAGACCCUGGUGGAUUAUUUCUGGGAUGGGAACUUCAUCAGCUCAUUCCUAUCGCCUCAGGACGUUUUCUGGAGUCAGUUGGCUGGGGCUCUGGAAUGUGUGGACAGCGGAACGACAACGGUAGUUGACCAUGCCCACAUCAACUAUUCACCUGAACAUUCAACCGAGGCCCUCCGAGCGACCAUUGCGUCCGGCCUGCGAUCAGUCUUCGCUUACUGCCCAACGCCUCGCGUAGCCUCUUGGAAACCAGAAUUUACUCUGGACAGAGACUUCCUACCACCGUGGGUUAUGGAAACAUUCAAAAAGUUGGCCGGCUUGAAUCCAUUCGGACCAAAUGGCCGCGUCAGUCUUGGGUUCGCAUUUGACGGUCUUUUCCUGCCGGGAUCCAUGCUUAAAGACAUGUAUUCAAAGGUGCGGGAAGCAGGGGCUCAAUUGAUCACGUCCCAUUCGGUUUAUGGCGCACAGUUUGGGGCUCCCAAUCAAACCUCCGCAGCCGCAACGCUCGACGACAAUGGUCUCCUUGGCCCAGAUAUCCUCCUAUCCCACAACAACAAUCCAACUCCACAGGACGCGCGACUUGUCACUGACAAAAAGGUCAAGAUCUCCAGCACACCAGGAACGGAACUUCAGAUGGGCCAUGGAAACCCCGUCUGUUUACGAGACGACCUUUACGCGCAAGCUUCUCUCGGUAUUGAUUGCCACAGCGUGUGCAGCGCAUACAUGCCCGCGCAGAUGAUGUUAGCGCUGCAGUGGGCACGAGCAAGAAGACACGAAGACUUGGAAUCUCAGGACAAAUGGUCGAGCGAUGUGGGAUUCAGUGCAUCUUCUGUCUUCAACCUCGGCACGAUUCACGGUGCGCGUGCCAUCGGCAUGGAAGAUACGGUUGGCAGCUUAGCCGUUGGAAAGAAGGCCGACCUUGUGGUUUUCGACUGCACUACUCCCGGCAUGAUCGUCGCUGCUGAUCGCGAUCCUGUGGCUGCCAUCGUGCUUCAUAGUACAGUGCGGGACGUCAACACUGUCAUCAUCGACGGAGUGAUCAGGAAGAAAGACGGUACUCUGCAGCCGGUUCUUGCACCUGAGAGUAUCUCCGAGAAGGUUGAUCAGGGGCAGAAGAUUGAAUGGAAGGAUAUCGUGCCGUACGUGAUGGAGCUUAGUCGGCGGGCUGACGAGAAAAAGAAAACAACUGUUGAUGGUAAGAGUGCCAAAAAAGCGAUUAUGGAGGCAUUUCAUAUGAAUGUUGAGGGCCACGUUGGGGAUAUCUGAGCUGAAAGCGAUUGUUUAUAUAUUGCAGAAUAGUAGUAUGAAACCCCUCCAUCGAGCUGAACACCGAAGAGUCAAGGGACCCCAAAAGAGACUCGAACAUGACGUAGCAACUUAUUCAGUUUGGUGACUCAACAGCGAGAUGCCGACUGC